AUGAAGUGGUUCAAGUGGAAGGUUGAGCAAUUCGAGCUCCUAAACAAUCUUGGAAAUUGCGAAUUUCGAGUGAUGCAAUUAGGAAAGAGCGGAGAAUACAGCUUAGCAAUCCAUCACAGUGAGGAAGAACUAGUAGAAUGGGGUCUCUCAGAAAUGAUAGCUGACCAAAAGUGGCGAGCCCAUGCCAACAGGGUUGAUUGGAAUGAGCGUUGCCCCUGGUACCUUGAUUCUUUUUUCAACCGUCUAGCUGACUCGGAAGACAGCGGAGAAAGUGAAGACAUUUGGCAUGAAACUGAUGAAAAGAUUCAGCAAUCAAAUUGA
This is a messenger RNA of Prunus armeniaca (apricot), 321 nucleotides long. The record is from the annotation of a GenBank genome assembly. NCBI's taxonomy places the organism in Eukaryota, Viridiplantae, Streptophyta, Magnoliopsida, Rosales, Rosaceae.